Messenger RNA from Suillus subalutaceus, 762 nucleotides. RefSeq lists its product as uncharacterized. The record is from RefSeq and is a predicted model, not a curated record. The coding region runs from base 27 to 623 and encodes 198 amino acids. Lineage: Eukaryota; Fungi; Basidiomycota; Agaricomycetes; Boletales; Suillaceae. The transcript is spliced from 4 exons.
UGUCACCACCAUCUCCUUAUCUCGGAAUGAACGCCUACUUGCAAGUGGAUCGCUCGAUGACACAGCGCGUCUAUGGAAUCUCGACACCAACCUCCCAAUUGGACCACCCCUCUAUCAUGAAGAUGCCAGCCUUUUUCGAUGGCGUACAAAGUGGCGCCCAGUCAUCCACAGCACGCGGUACUCAUCGUUCUCUCGCAAACAACCCUCGCACAUCCCUUCUCGAACGAUUUUCGUCCCUCUUCCAACACUCUCACCGCAACACCGAUGAUCCAACUGAACUCCAGCAACGUCCAAGGCGAUACAUCUUCUUUCGUGAUCCUCCUAUUGUCGAAGUUCCUCUAGUAAAGGACAGAGAGGUCAUAUUUACUGCUCCGCCGCCGCCACAAAAAACACAGCAGCAAACCCAGUCACACGCCCAAGGUUCGUCCAUGGCACUGCCUGCUCCAGGUACUAAUCCUACCACACCACCUGCAAAACACGCGCAUUCACUGCCCGUCCGUUUGUUGGCUCAUCUCGUGCUUCUUCUCUGCUGCGCAUCUCCUCAACAUGCCGAUGCCAAUGCACAAUCAACACAGCAGCAAGGCCAAUCACAAUGUCAAGCCCAGGUCGAGGCAUCAUCGUAGACUCCACUUGCCGCCACUUCGACAUCCACGACACUUCCUGCUCCUGUUCCUGGUACUGCCGCAUCAGGUGCAGCGACCCUGCAUUCAUGAUCUCUUCCACUGCCAGCUCACUUCGUGCUGUUGUUGUUGUUGUUGUUGU